AUGCCUCCUCUUCAAGAAACUAAUGAACAUAUCAAUCAAGCAUUCAUUAAUGUUCAUCAUGAUGACACAAAGAAAUCCAAUGACAACUCACAAACUCAAUUUGUCAUAAAAAUGAAUGAAGUUGAUACAUUACAAGUUCAAAUAUCAGUUGAUGGUGCUCGAAAAUUAGCAGCAUUAUCUCCACGUAUCACUGUUACUUUUCAUAAUAUUUCAAAAAUUAUCAAUGUUCCAGCAAAAAUGAUUGAUCCAUCAUCGAAAGCAAGAUUUAUUCAACGAAAAUUACUUGAUCAAGUUUCAGGACAAAUUCAUCCAGGACAAUUAGUUGCACUUAUGGGACCUUCAGGUUGUGGUAAAACAACAUUACUCAAUACAUUAGAUGGUCGAGCAUUAAAUGGUGUUACUGGUAAUAUUUGA
Rotaria sordida is the source of this 414-nucleotide messenger RNA. NCBI's taxonomy places the organism in Eukaryota, Metazoa, Rotifera, Eurotatoria, Philodinida, Philodinidae. The record is from the annotation of a GenBank genome assembly.